CAUGCAAUUGUCAGUUGUAAAAUGUCAUUAACACGGGUUGUGAUCAGUUCGUGUGUGUCGGCGGCAAGGCUGGGUUUCACUGCUAGUGGUUAUUGCAGUCGGAGGUUAACCAGUACUUCUGUUGUUUUUAAUCAAAAACUCCGUAACGAGAUGUUUAUCGCCGAAGAAAGAGGAUCACCUUACGCACCCGACUAUAGGGUUUUUUUUAGGGAUGAGAGCGGGCCCGUGUCGCCGCUGCACGACAUCCCGCUGUGGGCGGACCGCGCGCGCCGCCUGGCACACAUGGUGGUCGAGGUGCCGCGCUGGACCAACGCCAAGAUGGAGAUCAGCCUCGGCGAGACUCUCAAUCCCAUCAAGCAGGACGUAAAGAAAGGCGCGCUGCGCUACGUCAGCAACGUGUUCCCUCACCACGGCUACAUCUGGAACUACGGCGCGCUGCCUCAGACGUGGGAGGACCCGCGCCACGUGGACCCCGGCACUGGAGCGCGCGGCGACAACGACCCCAUCGACGUGAUCGAGAUAGGGUCCCGCGUGGCGCAGCGCGGCGACGUGCUCACCGUCAAGAUACUGGGCGCGCUGGCGCUCAUCGACGAAGGCGAGACCGAUUGGAAACUGAUCGCGAUAGACUCGCGCGACCCCGACGCCGAGCGACUGAGCGACGUCGCCGACCUAGAGAAGGUGCGGCCCGGUCUGCUGCGCGCCACUCUCGAGUGGUUCCGCCUCUACAAGGUGCCCGACGGCAAGCCGGUCAACGUGUUCGCUUUCGACGGCGAGGCAAAGGACGCCGCCUUCGCGCACCGCGUCAUCGACGAGGUGCACGAGUUCUGGCGCGCACUGGUCAGCGGCGAGGCGGAGGCCGGCGACAUUUGCAAGAGCAACGUGAGCGUGGCGGGCAGCGCGCACCGCGUGACGCGCGACCAGGCCGCCGCCGCGCUUGCUGCCGCGCCGCCGCCCGCGCAGCCGCAGGCCUUGCCCGACACCGUGGACAAGUGGCACUACAUAUCCAAUCUGUGAGUACCGCAGCGACUGCGCCGCGACUGCGCCGCGACUACGCCGCGACUACGCCGCGACUACGCCGCGUGGUAGCCGCAACUGCGACAUGACAUUCUUCUUAUCCCAAUUUAUUUAUCUAAUGCGCUUUAAUAGAUAAAAGUUAUCAUUUAUUAUAUCAGUAAUAAUGAUAUAUAAAAGGUAUUUUGGUAGGUUUCAAGAUAAAAGGUACAAAAAGUGAUUCGCGAAAAAAAAUCAUCAACAGCGCUGUGGGUUUAUUGUAAUAAUAUAUA
Papilio machaon (common yellow swallowtail) is the source of this 1283-nucleotide messenger RNA. It is a transcript of the gene Nurf-38, whose product is annotated as inorganic pyrophosphatase. The coding region runs from base 22 to 1014 and encodes 330 amino acids. The record is from RefSeq and is a predicted model, not a curated record. The transcript has 5 exons. Gene Ontology annotation, molecular function: magnesium ion binding; inorganic diphosphate phosphatase activity. Gene Ontology annotation, cellular component: cytoplasm. Gene Ontology annotation, biological process: phosphate-containing compound metabolic process. NCBI's taxonomy places the organism in Eukaryota, Metazoa, Arthropoda, Insecta, Lepidoptera, Papilionidae.